This is a messenger RNA of Cynoglossus semilaevis (tongue sole), 5018 nucleotides long. RefSeq names its product protein tyrosine phosphatase receptor type C (gene ptprc). NCBI's taxonomy places the organism in Eukaryota, Metazoa, Chordata, Actinopteri, Pleuronectiformes, Cynoglossidae. Gene Ontology annotation, molecular function: protein tyrosine phosphatase activity; protein binding. The transcript has 31 exons. The record is from RefSeq and is a predicted model, not a curated record. The coding region runs from base 253 to 4029 and encodes 1258 amino acids. Gene Ontology annotation, biological process: protein dephosphorylation; negative regulation of protein kinase activity; positive regulation of peptidyl-tyrosine phosphorylation.
CACUCUUCUUCACUUGACUCUACAGCAAAGGCGAGGUUUAAGGUUUGGGGAACAGGUCCAGGAAGCUGCGCCAACUGAUAAGACAGAAAACAUAUGAGGCUUUAAAGUGGGACAGACAUUUUGACAUACUUCUCUCCUUGAAUCGUGUGAGAAAAGUGAAAAUUCAGUCGUCGGUCCAACAUCCGAAUAUCUGUCUGUUGGUGCCUGUUGGUGCUGAAUGGUUGUGGCAGUACACACCCUAAACUCCUGGAUAUGGCAGGUCUCUCUGCUCUCAAGAUCCUGCUGCUCUGGGCUGGGAUGAUUGGUUUCGGCAAAUGUCAGACUGAAAAAGCCACUCCUGCCUCAUCCAUAAGCAGCAACCAAACCUCCUCUCCAAACCAGAUUUCAAAUUCAGUCAGCGCCACACAAGCCACACCCUCAGGACUAGAACCAAGCUCCUCACCUCCAACCACAAACAGAAACUCUUCUUUGGUAUCUGUAACCUCACCUACAACCAUCACGGCAGCAACCGCUGCUGUGACAACUGCCCACAAACCCCCACUCAACCUGUCAACACUCGCUCCAGUCUCUGAGUCGUGUUUUUACACAGUAGAUUCCAUCCAGUAUGGCUUUCAGAUCAACAUUUUAGACUCACCUACUGGAAUGUACAACAUUACCCUGAAUGAAGAAGGUCAACAAAUAGAAAAAAGCACUCCCUCAUCGGUUAAUCACACCAGUCCCAACUCAUCACAUAUACAGAUACAACUGAAGCCCUGCACCAAAUACGAACAUCAUGUGAGUUUUUUUAAGGCUGGGAAGGAAAUUUCCUGCAACAGCACAGGAACUGCAACUAGUACUAACACAGUUGCUGAAAAAGACAUUAAAGAAGUCAACACUUGCACAAUCGGACACCUUUGUUAUGAAACUGGAUGGAACGUCAAGUCUUUCAGCUCAGAACCUGGGUUUUCAUAUUGUCUGCCAAGUAGACAAAACAUAUACUGUGUCAAACCAAGUUUGGAUGAUAUCUGCUCCAACUUUACUAUAAACUGGAGAUCACAAACCUGCCAUUCGACCUUUCCCUUCUACAAGCUCAUCACUCUUGAUUUCCUCAAUCCAAGUGAUAUAAAUCAGAUGAUUCCAACUUCAAUCCCUGCGACAAUUGAUGCAAAGUUGCCCCCAAAGUGUGAAGACGUGUCCAUUGAAUAUAAAUGUCGGGAACCGGGCAGAGGAAAUUGGUCUCAGGCUUUGAAGGAACUGGAGCCCUACAAGAACUACGAAUGUAUUGGUCACAUCAGACAGUACAACAAAACAAUCAAAGAGACGCCUCCCCUUAACUUCACGGUUAAAUGUGAAAUUACUAUAAAGAUCAACCAUAUGCCAUCAGCUGAGUCUGUUCAUCUGAGCUGGAACACGAUCAUCAGGAACUGUGAAGACAACGAAAGGUUUUCAUACUCCUGCUCCUGUAAGCAGCCUGGUCAGGAACCAGUACCAGGUCAACUCAGGUCAGGUCAAAAAGACUGUACAAUCUCUGGCUUAAAACCUUUCACCACUUACACCUGUUCGGUCCAACCCAAAUACAAUGGAAGGGAAAUACCCACACGAACUGAAGUCAACGGGACAACUCUGGCUGGAUACCCUGAUAAAGUUAAAAAUGUGCAGUUGCAUCUCACAGCACACAAUGUGAUCACAGUGAACUGUGGCAGCCCCCAAGAGCAGAAUGGCCCACGUCUUGAAUACAUAGUAAAACUCAGUACCCCUUAUGGUAGUGAAAUAAAAACAUUGCAAAGCAGAACAUGUCUCUUUAUGUUCGACAACCUCGGAUAUCUCACCACCUACACGGUACAGGUGACUGCCUUCAACGGAUUCCAUAAGAGCUCACCUGUGACUGAAACGGUCAGCACCAGCUAUAAUGACAAGGCUGUCAUCGGUUUCCUCAUCUUUCUCAUUCUACUCGUGUCUGUGGCCCUUCUGGUUGUCUUCUACAAGAUCGUCGUCUUGAAGAGGAGGAAGUCCCAUGAUAUGAAUGAACACAUGGAGCUUAUUCAACCAGCAAAUGACGAGGAGAACCUGCUGCCUGUCGAGCCAAUCCCAGCAGAGGUGCUGCUGGAGGCCUACAAGAGAAAGCUGGCUGAUGAAGGACGACUUUUCCUGGAGGAGUUUCAGAGCAUCCCCAGAAUUUUCUCACGACACACAGUCAAAGACGCCAAAAAGACCUGCAAUGGCCCCAAGAACCGCUACGUCGACAUCUUGCCAUAUGAUUACAACCGGGUGCAGCUGACAACAGGAAGUGGCGAGGCUGGAAGUGACUACAUCAACGCCAGCUUCAUCGAUGGCUACAAGGAGCCAAAGAAGUACAUUGCAGCUCAAGGGCCCAAGGAUGAGACCGUUGGUGACUUCUGGAGGAUGAUCUGGGAACAGCAGACAUCCAUUAUUGUCAUGGUAACACAGUGUGAAGAAGGAAACAGGAUAAAGUGUGCCCAGUACUGGCCGUCUCCACAGAGAGAGACAGAGAUCUUUAAGGAGUUUGUGGUGAACUUGAAGUCAGAGGACCACUUUCCAGAUUACAUCAUCCGCCGCCUGAGUGUAAUAAACAAGAAGGAGAAGAGCUCGGAACGAGAAGUGACCCACAUCCAGUUCAAGAGUUGGCCAGACCAUGGUGUGCCAGAGGAGCCACAGCUUCUCCUGAAACUGAGACGGCGUGUCAACGCUUUCAAGAAUUUAUUCAGUGGCCCCAUCGUUGUUCAUUGCAGCGCUGGGGUGGGCAGAACAGGAACCUACACUGCCAUUGAUGCCAUGAUGGAGUGUCUGGAGGCAGAGGGGAGAGUGGACAUCUAUGGUUAUGUUGUCCAACUACGCAGACAGCGGUGUCUCAUGGUCCAAGUCGAGGCCCAGUACAUCCUGAUUCACCAGGCUCUGCUGGAGCACAACCAGUUUGGAGAGACGGAGAUCCCUGUGGCUGAGCUGCCCAGCACACUGAGUACACUGAGAGAGAAAAACUCUGAGAGUGAACUCACCCUGAUGGAGGAGGAGUACGAGAGACUCCCUUCUUUUAAAAAAUGGAGAACAUUCAACACUGGGAUUUCGGAGGAAAAUGAAGAGAAGAAUCGUUCCCUCACAGUCAUUCCAUACGACUACAACGGCGUGCUGCUGAAGCUGGACGAAGGCUGCAGUCACGAUAGUGACCAAAAUGUCCACAACUGCGAAGAUGACGAAGACUCGUCGGAUGAAGAUGACGAUGAAUGCAGCAAAUACAUUAACGCCUCCUACAUCAGCGGUUACUGGGGACAACAAGUCAUCAUUGCUGCACAGACUCCGCUUCCAAACACCAUCGGUGAUUUCUGGAGCAUGAUUUACCAGAAGAAAGUGUCGACGAUUGUCAUGCUGUCCGACUCUAGUGAGAAGGAUGAGGGCUCAGUUUACUGGGAGAAGAAAUGUGAGGACAUAGAGGUGGAGGUCACCAACAAAGAAACCACCGCAGCCGUAAUCAGCCGUAACAUGCUGCUGCGCCACACCAAGAGGUUAGACAGUCGGUCGGUCAGACAUCUCCAGUUCCUGCAGUUUGGUAACAAGGAUCUGCCAGAACGUCCUCAGGAGCUCAUCGACAUGAUCAAGGAAAUCAAGAAGAGUGGUGACAGAAGCAAACCACAGAAUAUUGUGGUUCACUGCAAUGACGGCUCUUCUCGUACGGGGGUCUUCUGUGCCCUGUGGAACCUCCUGGACAGCGCUAACACUGAGAAGCUGGUGGAUGUUUUCCAGGUGGUCAAAACUUUACGCAAGGAGAGACAGAACAUGAUCUUCAAACUGGAACAGUACCAGUUCUUGUAUGACGCUGUGCAGAGCACCUUCCCUGUCCAGAAUGGGGACGUGAAAGCAACCCCGGUUUCAGCGGCUGACUCCAUCCAGAUGAUGAAUGAAACCAAAGGGGCCAGCACCACCACCGUCAGUCAGCAGGAGGCAGCACCAGAGGCCAAGAGAGAGUCCAGUGGUCCCACAGAGACGUCAGACGUGGAGGACAGCUGUAAUGGUCCCGCUGUGAUCCUGGAGGUGUGAGGGUCGGUGCAGACACCAGUUUGCCUUUAACUGUGCUUCUUUUCUACGCUUCCUUUUUUUUUUUAUAUCUGUCUUGAAUGUAGAAAUGUUGUAAAGCUUUCUACACACUGUGAUGCAAGAGUUUUGGUCAAGGUUUUUAUGUCACACAGAAGGGAUUUAAGUUAAGAAGUUAUGAAGUUCUGAGUUAAGAUUAUGUAAAAGUAUAUGUAAGGAUUUCUAGAACUGCUUUGUCAAACUUUAAAAAUAGAGAAUACAGUAUAUGAAAUUAUUUUAGUUCCUAACUAUAAAUGCAUAGAGGUUGUAAGUAAUGAUUUCUUGCUAUAUACAUUUUUUCAGGUAUGAAGUGUAGAGGUGAAGCAUCACUUUAAACAGGUGAGGACACAAUUGUAAAGCCUGAAUAUACCGUAGUAGCUUUAAAAUAUGUUGAUGUCUUCAAACAUACAAGUUGUUAUUCAUGAAAGAAUCCGAGCUGCAUCCUGCUUCUUUACCUCAUCUAAAAAAGAAACAAGUUUUCUUCUUAGAUGUUCUUUCGGUUAAAUAUAAAUAAAUCAAUGGCCACAGAUGAAUAUUUGUUGUAAAGUUUCAGUAAUUUAAAUUUAUUAUGUUUCAUUUUUGAUAGGUGAAAAACCUGAUUAAAGAAGUGCAACACAGCCUGAGGAGAAACUAGUCUGAAAAAAGUCGAAACAUUUACACAGUUAUGACAUCUGUGUUAGAUCAUUUUGACUCACUCCUUACAGUUUAUGUCACUGUACAGAAUGUUAAGAAAAAACUAUUAUUAUUAUUAUUAUAUCAUAGAGGCUUAAACAUGUCAAAUCUUUUUUUUAAAUUAUAUUACUACAAAACUGGAAAAGAUAAAAUAGAUUUUUUUAGACUUAGAUUUUUAUUUUAUUUAAAUAAAGAGAAACAGUAAAAAAAAUACAGAUAUAAAAUUAAGAAAUAAAUUACAGUUUGGUCUGAACACAGAAACUCUACAUAUUCAACACAAUAUU